Symbiodinium sp. CCMP2592 is the source of this 525-nucleotide messenger RNA. Lineage: Eukaryota; Dinophyceae; Suessiales; Symbiodiniaceae. The record is from the annotation of a GenBank genome assembly.
AUGCCGAUCGGCAGCGAAGACAGCCUCACAGAAACCCCACAUGCUCUAGUGCUGCUGAAGGGCGUGCAGUGUGCCGAGGAUGCCGUGUCCGCUUACAAGGCUGGUUUGUCAGGCUGCGUGCUGUCCAACCACGGCGGCAGGCAGUUGGACACCUGCCGCCCAGGCAUUGAGGUGCUCCCCGAGGUCAUGGAGGGGCUCCGAGAGGCUGGCGCCACCAAGGAGAAUUUCGCCGUCUUCAUCGACGGCGGCGUGCGCCGUGGCGGCGAUAUCUUCAAGGCCGUAGCGUUGGGCGCGCAGGCAGUGGGUGUGGGCCGCCCAGUCCUUUACUCCCUUGCCUCUUACGGCAUGAACGGCAUUGUCCGAAUGGUUCACAUGCUCCAGGACGAGCUCCAGAUGGUGAUGCGCCUCUCCGGCACACCGAACAUCCCGAGCAUCACCGAGAAGCACGUGAUCAUCACCAACCUGGCCGAUCACAUCGUGCCGCUGCCUACGGACUUCCUUGUUCAGCAGCCCAGCAGCAUUUGA